Molecule: messenger RNA, 1246 nt
Organism: Panicum virgatum (switchgrass)
Lineage: Eukaryota; Viridiplantae; Streptophyta; Magnoliopsida; Poales; Poaceae
Exons: 2
Coding region: 399-1019 (206 amino acids)
Source: RefSeq, a predicted model, not a curated record
UGGGAUUCCAGUUAUUUUCUGCAAUAUGGGUAGAUCUUCAGGAACAUGAAUUGUUAGUUGGAAUUUUGAUUAGGCAGCCAUGCAGUUAUUUAGCAAUAUUUUUUGGAAACUAAACAAGGCCUUAGUUUACUUUCUAACCAGCAUGUGGAUUGGACAGUAGUUGGUUGUACAAUUUUUUUGGAAUAAUAGACCUUGUAUGUUUAGAUGGAAAAAUCGGAAAAGGUUGUAUCAAAAUAGGAUUCCUUUGCUGCCAAAGUUUUCAAUGAUAUCUGCUGCGAAGAAGUUCUUGCCCACAAUCGCCCUCAACAAUGUUUGAACAAUGUGGGAUAUGCAAAUCUGGUUCGGAAAUUUUAUGAACGAACCAAAAGGCCAUAUACUGAAGGGCAAAUGAAGAACCGAUGGGAUGUACUGAAAAAAAGUAUACACAAUGGAAGACCUUAAACUUGAGAGCCACCGGAUUGGGAAGGGAUCCCAAUACUGGUUGUAUUGUUGCUGAUGAUGAUUGGUGGAAGGAACAAGAAAAUGCCAUGCCAGGAUGUACUUCUAAUUUCAGAUUUUUACCAUUUGAGCAUGAGGACCAAAUGAGAAUAAUGUUUGAAGCUGUUAUAGCUACAAAUGAGACCUCUUAUGUUCCAACUGGGCAUGGCAAUGAUGAUGAAAUUGGGGAGGGUGAUGUUGCCGGUAAUGAUGUUGCUGGUAAUGAUGAUGGAGAGAUAGGUGGGAUUGGAACUAGUACAGAGAGGAGAGCAGGAAAAAGGGCUGCACAUCACUCACCUAAGGGAAAGAAGAAGAAGACUUUCAGAGACCAAUGCAUGAAGCGUUUGGUUGAAGCAUAUGAGAUUAAAGCUCAGAGUAGUAAACAGUCUGCUACUUCACAAGUUGUUGAUCUUGUUAGAGAUGAGAUUGGAAGUAUGUUGGAGCAAGUCUUAAUGAUGGGGUUGAGGAAGGGAGUGAUGGACACUUCUAUGCUACACAACUUCUUACCAAGAAGGAGAACCGUGAUGUCUUCAUUACACUGAAGACACCAAAUGGAAGGCUGAGUUGGCUAAGGAGGGCAUGGGAGAACAGGAAGAAGCAUUAGUGUGUUUUUUUAUUGUCCUUAAGUUGGUUUUGUGAGACAUUUUCCUUGCAUCCUUAAGUUUGAUGUGUGUGAUACUGGAGUAUUUGUUUCAUAAGACAUUUAUCAGUUAUGUUGUACCAAUAAAAAUUUGGCUUGCUAAUUGUUACUUUUUACAGGCUUUCAUUA